AUGAUGAACAUGGGCGGUCCCGCAACGGUUCCCGAGACGGGCGACUUUCUCUCGCGCCUGUUCCACGAUGGCGACUUGAUCCCGCUCCCCUUCCAGUCGACCCUCGCCCCCCUCAUCGCUCGCCGGCGGACGCCCAAGAUCGAGGCCCAGUACGCGGCCAUCGGUGGCGGGUCGCCCAUCCUCAAGUGGACUCGCACGCAGGGCGAGGGCAUGGUCAAGCUCCUCGACGAGCUGUCGCCCGACACGGCGCCGCACAAGGCCUACGUCGCGUUCCGCUACGCCAACCCGCUCACCGAGACGUGCCUCGACGAGAUGAAGCGCGACGGCGUCGAGCGCGCCAUCGCUUUCACCCAGUACCCGCAGUACUCGUGCUCGACGACGGGCAGCAGCUUCAACGAGAUGUGGAAGCAGAGUGUCGAGUUUGGCAAGGGCAAGGCGGCAGAGUCGGGCAAGGAGUUCCAGUGGAGCGUCAUCGACCGGUGGGGCACGCACCCGGGCUUCAUCGACGCCGUCGCGCGCAACAUCGAGGACUCGCUCAACACGUACCCGGCCGAGGCGCGCGACAAGGUCGUCCUCCUGUUCUCGGCGCACUCGCUCCCCAUGUCGGUCGUCAACCGCGGCGACCCGUACCCGGCCGAGGUCGGCGCCUCGGUCUCGGCCAUCAUGGCUCGCCUCGGGAACCGCAACCCGUACCGCCUCGUGUGGCAGUCGCAGGUCGGCCCCUCGGCGUGGCUCGGCCCGCAAACGAGCGACGCCAUCAAGGGCUACGCCAAGAAGGGCCACAACGACCUGCUCCUCGUCCCGGUCGCCUUCACGUCCGACCACAUCGAGACCCUGUUCGAGCUCGACCAGGAGUACCUCGAGGAGGCCAAGGAGCUCGGCAUGACGGGCGUCAAACGCGCCGCUUCGCUCAACGACUCGCCCUACUUCAUCCGCGCCAUCGCCGACAUCGCCGCCGCCCACCUCAAGAGCGGGCAGACCGUCUCGCCGCAGCUCAUGCUGCGCUGCCCCAACUGCACCAACGACAAGUGCGGCAAGGCCAAGUCGUGGCUCAAGAGCUUCGAGGAGACUGCGGUGGCGCCUGCCCAGGCCUAG
Rhodotorula graminis WP1 is the source of this 1095-nucleotide messenger RNA. RefSeq lists its product as uncharacterized. The record is from RefSeq and is a predicted model, not a curated record. The transcript has 5 exons. Bases 1 to 1095 code for a protein of 364 amino acids. NCBI's taxonomy places the organism in Eukaryota, Fungi, Basidiomycota, Microbotryomycetes, Sporidiobolales, Sporidiobolaceae. Gene Ontology annotation, biological process: heme biosynthetic process. Gene Ontology annotation, molecular function: protoporphyrin ferrochelatase activity.